This is a messenger RNA of Diabrotica balteata, 1243 nucleotides long. The record is from the annotation of a GenBank genome assembly. Lineage: Eukaryota; Metazoa; Arthropoda; Insecta; Coleoptera; Chrysomelidae.
AUUUAUAAAAUGAGUACUUUCACGCGUACAUCUGCAAUAUUUUUAUUGCUAUUUGUAAGUUUUUACGUUAUAUCGCUUUCCACAUAUACAUAUAUUACAUCGUUACCUCACUUAUCGAAAAAUGUCAUAUCAAGAGAAAAUAAAAUACGAGUGAAAAGAAUCGCAUCUAACGAUUAUCAGUUAAAGGAUGAACUAUUGACGACAAACCGGAAUACAAUAAGCAACAUUGAUUAUAGUAAUGGUAUAACUAAACCUAAUAUUCCAAAUACAAUACCAACAGCAAAUAUGGUUACUUUAAAUAAAUGCUGUGCAGAAAAAGAGUACUUGAACCAGAACUAUGAGUGUCAAGAUGGAGAUGAACAUAUUUCAUCAGGAGAACUUCUAAACAAGAUUUCUAAUAAUUUUGAAAAUGUAUCAAUUGAACGAAAUUACUUAAAUCAGAAUUUAGUAAAUCUGAAAUAUAAUUAUAUUUUGCACCUACGAAAUGAAGACGCAUUUGCCCUGAUUUGGUCCUCCUCAAAUAGAAAUCACCGUUAUGCCUUUAAUCAAAAAGAACUCUUUUUAAAUGAGUUCAUCGAUAUUAACAAGACGCGGUUGGUGACCUCUUUUUCUCCACAAUCCUAUUGUGUAGAUCUACUUUCAUCGGGAAGACAUCUGGUCACUUUUGUUAAUCCCUGUACAGAAAAAAUAUGCAUACAAAAAUGUUGUCCUAAAGGAUUUUAUUAUAACAUACGUGAUAAACUAUGCGUCGUUGAUCCCGCAUUUACCAAUUUUAAACCAACAUUUUACGCAGAGAAUCAUAAAAUUGAAAAGCAACCACAAUAUUAUGUAUUAAAAAAGAAUUUUAAAUGCUCUGAUAAUGAUUUCAUGCAAAAAAUGCAAAUGGAACGAUUGGAAGGUUCAUUAUAUAUACAGGAAGAUGGGUCACUUAUGACUUUUCAGGGUACAAUACAAGGAAACUCUUAUAAUAUCACUGAUUACUGUCUUGAUCAAGUUUACGAUGGAAGUUCAGAAAACACUGUCAUCGGCGGUUUUAUUUGUCAACUUACAAAAGAAAUCCCAGGGCGCAUUAACCUUAACCAAACGAUUUAUGAUACUAUGGAGCCAAGAUUACGUAAACAACAAAAACUUGAUGAUUUAGACAUAUUAAGAAGCUGCUGCAAUAUUCCAACAUUCAUUUUUAUUGAAUUAAUAGGGUGUAUAUUGGCAGCGAUUGUAUUCUUAAAUUAAAUUUUUUCUCUUC